UCCCAUUUCGCAGGAGUUGCUCCGUUUGGGGGAUGCCCCUCAAAAUGUACAACACACUGGUGUUCUCCGUGCUGUGCGCCACGGCGUUGGGCCACCUGGUGGACCGGACCCUGGAGCCGAAGUCCCACGGCCGAGACGUGGUGGGAACGGUCAUCAACAGGAUCAACCGAAGUGGAGUGUUCCCCGACGACCGGGACUUUUUGCGCCGUGUGGCCUAUGUUGAGAGCAAGUUUGGCGAUGACCCCACAACCUACAGAGACGGCUACUUCGGGGGCGUUUGGCAGUUCGACCAACUCGAGAAAACGCAACAUGACGAGUCGGACGGUGGCAUCAGCCAGGAACUGAAGGACAUUCACGCAGGCAUCAAGGAGGAGUUAGGAAUCGACUGGCUCCAGGUAAAGAAAGAAGACCUACUGAAGCCGCUUUACUCGGGGCUGGCCGCCAGAAUCAACUUGGAGCAAACCCAGCAGUCCCAUGGUCAGAUUCCGGCCGACCUCGACGGCCAGGCCAAGUACUGGAAGGACAACUACACGAGCAGUCAAAACCAGGAAAACGAUUUCCAGACGAAAGUCCGCAAGCUCCUCAAAGACGACAUGCAGCCCUCCUCGGCUCGCAUCGACCUGAUGAUGGUCAUGACUGGCAGUAGCAGAAUCGACAACCUGAAUUUCAAGAAGGGGUUGGACACCCUGACGCGUCUGGCCGGUGUCUUCGACCGCCGGGAGGCCAACAUCGGAAUGCUCAGCUACGGUGGCGAAGAUGCUUUCGUCGAGGUUCCCCUUGUCAAUGAUUAUAGCAUGGAGAGAAUUCAGCAGAGAAUCCGGAACGCGAUUUACCCGGCGACUUGGACUAAUGCGUACGUCGGCAUGAAAGAGGGGAUUGCACAGUUUAAAGCUCUGCCGGCUGAGAGAAAGGAGAGUGGAGUGCCACGGCUUAUGGUCGUCUUCGCAGAUGGGGACAGCCACGGAUAUAUUGGACCAAACACCGCCGCUGAAAAUGCUGCUAAAAUAGGUAUCACAACUUUUGGCUUCGGCAUACAAAAUGUAUGGUAUAUACUAACCGACAAGGAAUUGCUGAAAAUCGCGAAUAAUAAACCUGAAAAUGUUAUCCGUGCGAACACGUUUGACGAUUUUUCGGAGCAGAUAUCUCGUUUCGUUCUCCGGGCAAAGUCUAUGCCUCAAUCGCCGAAAAUGGGCUCGGAAACGAAGGAAACUAUGAAAAGGGUUGGCGAGACGAGAAACUACAAGAUCAAGGUGCCAGCGAAUGGUGCGACCGUCAUACUGACCAAAGGGAAGGGAGACAUCCGUGGCUACUGGAUUAAUUCUGCUGAGCAGCCGUCAAGCGCCCUUUAUGAUGGGAUUUUGAAAGAGGGGAAGACUUUUAUUCCACCACAACAAAAUGCCGACGGUGAUGUGCUGAUUGCGCUUGAGAGUCUGGCGGCUGACAGCUCGGCAAGGAUAAAAAUAGUCGAAGGAAGAUCGUGAAGAAGAUAUGUCGAGGACCUAACGGAGACCGGAAGAUAAUAUUGCAUUGAAAUUUGAUUUGUAGAUUAUUAUUUAAGAGCCUUUAAUUGAUCUUUUGGAUCGUUUCAAUUAUUAUAAAAUGAGUAUAAAAUAAUAAAAUCAAUAAGCAUCCUCA
Molecule: messenger RNA, 1635 nt
Organism: Bemisia tabaci
Lineage: Eukaryota; Metazoa; Arthropoda; Insecta; Hemiptera; Aleyrodidae
Source: RefSeq, a predicted model, not a curated record